Molecule: messenger RNA, 5016 nt
Organism: Paraglomus occultum
Lineage: Eukaryota; Fungi; Glomeromycota; Glomeromycetes; Paraglomerales; Paraglomeraceae
Source: the annotation of a GenBank genome assembly
AUGUCGAAUCCUUCAACCGCAAUAGACGGAGACUCGGGGGACUCUGGUGAAGAGACACCAGUGACGGAAUUGGUAUAUUCCUUCGAUUGGUCAACUACUCCAUUGGGUCCAAGGAGCGAUUGGCCCGCAUGGUUAAAGUCGACUGUCGAUCUCUGCCUUCACUCGGUAUUUCCUAUCGGAUUGUAUAUCGGGCCAGAAAGAAUUCUCGUUUACAAUCAAAUGUGGAGACCUAUUCUAAAGCGCAAGCAUCCAGCUGCAUUAGGCUCGAAGGCUUCAGAGACCUGGUCUGAAAUAUAUGAUGUUUUAGGACCAUUAUUUGAUGAGGUUUUCACAACGGGAAAAGGUCAAUUCAAUGAUGAUUUCCUCUUGUACAUGAAUCGAUCUGGUUACGUAGAGGAAGCAUACUUUUCCUUUACGUUAAGUCCAAUGUUUACCGAAGAUGGUCAAGUUGGAGGUAUAUUCAAUGCUGUGCAAGAAACUACACAAAGGGUUCUCAUGGCUAGGAGACUCAAGACUUUGGGUGAUUUGGCUAAUGGGACACAAGGCGCCAAAUCAAUCGAAAGUGCCUGUCACUUCACCACUGAAGUAUUCCGAGAAAACAAUAUGGAUAUUCCAUACGCUAUAUUAUAUCUCGUCGAAAAUGAAAAAGUAGGCACGGAAUUUAAACCGAAAAAUGCCCGCCUCGAGGCUACAACUUUUGACAGAGAUCUAACGGCUAUCAAAGGACCUGAUGGAACCGAAGAAUAUCUAUUUGUUCACGGACAAUCUAGCAGAGAUCUGCCUGAAGUGUUACCAAGGACGCCAGAAGUGAUUGAUCUGACCGAUGCGGAAACCUCAGACAACAUGGUCGAAGACAUUAGAGAGAUUUCUGCAUCUGAACCGUGGCCUUUGACACUUGCAGUGUUCAAAAACGAUAACGUGACCAUCAAACUGUCUGAUAACUCGCUGGCUGUGCUGUGUCCAGUGAUCACUACGUCUGCUGGAAAAAGUUUCCUGACGGCUUUGAUGAUAUGUGGCAUUAGCAAACAUAGAGCUCUUGACACAGAGUAUGAAGAAUUUUUACAUGUAUGGCUAUCGCUGGUUAUUGGCCAAGUGGGUUCUAGUUUUACUCAGGGUCGAUCUCGAGAAGAAGAGCGAAAACAGGCGGAAAUGUUGGCUGACUUGAAUCGACAAAAGAUUGCAUUUUUCCAAAAUAUUAGUCACGAAUUGCGCAGUCCAUUGACGCUUAUGCUUUCUCCAUUGGAAGAAGCAAUGGAGUUGUGUCCAAAGAAUGCUCCAAUAUUUGCUCACCUCAAAUUAAUCCAAAAGAAUAACCGAAGACUGCUCAAACUCGUAAACACUCUUCUUCAGUUUUCUCGUAUAGAAGCAGGCCGACUUCAAGCAUGGUUCUGCUCUGUUAAUAUUUGUAGGCUGACUUUGGAAUUAGCAUCUAACUUUGAAAGCACGAGUAGAUCAUUCGGUCUUUAUUACAAAUUUGAGAUACCUAUCGAUGAGGAACUCUCCAAGCAGUUGAAACAAAAGGUCUUUUUGGAUGAGGAAAUGUAUGAAAAGAUUGUAUUUAACUUGUGCUCGAACGCGUUCAAGCAUACGUGGACUGGUGGAGUAACUGUUCGAUUGUAUGCCGAGCCCAAAAAUGAUAGAGAAGGUGUUAUACUAGAAGUAGCAGAUACCGGUGUGGGCAUACCCGAAGAACAUAUAGGAAAUCUAUUCCAACGCUUUUAUCGUAUCGAAUCACGACAAUCGCGCAGCCACGAAGGUACAGGCAUCGGUCUUGCCCUAGUCAAAGAACUAGUCAUAAAACACGGUGGCCAUAUUUCGGUUACAUCCAAAGUGGACGUCGGCACGACUUUCCGUAUUUGGUUUCCUACCGGGUGGGAUCAUCUUCCGCCUUCGCAGGUUCAUUUCAAUACCGAAAAAUCUCCGGUUAAUCCAAACUAUGCGCGUGACAAACAACUUUACUCGAACGCGGAACUGUAUUUGGAGGAAUGCAUGCAAUGGAUCCAACAUUCAAAACCCACGCAAUUUGAUGAUGACAACGAUCCAAUGUUGAUUGAUGAUGGGUCCGCUUCGCAACAAAAAACUGACGAGUUGUCGGUAUUGUAUACUGAACCGGAUUGUUUCGAGUCUGACAAUGUGAAAAAAUGUGUUCUUGUCGUGGAUGAUAACACGGAUAUGAGGAACUAUUUAAAGAGUUUGAUUAAGCGACAAUUCGAUUGUAUCUGUGCUGUUGAUGGUUGUGAUGCACUCCGAGUCAUUAAAAAUUCACAACGACUGCCUGAUCUGAUUCUAAGUGAUAUUAUGAUGCCCAAUAUGAAUGGCUACGAAUUGCUCGCUGCAAUACGCAACAAUCCUAGGAUCCAAAUGAUUCCGGUAAUUCUAUUAUCGGCUCGAGCAGGAGAGGAAGCUAGCGUUGAAGGACUGGAGAAGGGUGCAGAUGAUUAUUUAAUUAAACCCUUCAAUGCUCGUGAACUCUUGGCUCGCAUCCGUGCAAACAUCAAACUUUCCCAUCUUCGCCGUCAACUUCUCGCGGAACAACGUCGUCAAUCUGAAACCAAGCAAUUGUUAUUUACAAUCAGUAGCAAAAUUCGCUCCGGUUUUGGAAUACAAGAGACUCUUGACACUGCCAUUGCGGAAGUGAAGAAAAUAUUGUCAUGCGAUUCUUUGUUAAUUAUCGACAGUCUUGUGAUAAAGGACAAGAUUGCCUGCAAAGUAAUGUCUGCUUCAUUAAGACCACAAGACGAUCCAACGAAAAUAGUUGGACGUAUAGUCCGUCAUUUUUCAUGUGACAAGUAUGUAUCAAAAUCCAAGAGAAAGAAAGCUACGUGCUCUGCUUCGACGGAUGUACAGUAUGACGAAUACGAAGAAUUGGAUUUACUGGAAGACGACGAGUUGCACGACUCUCGUGAAUUGGAAGUGGAUAUCAGUUCAGACUACGAAUCGCUGGUUAUAGGUCGGCGCGUAUCUAUUAUUAGCGUAGCUAUUCGUCUAAAAUCAUCUCUUUGGGGAUGGAUAGUGGCACACCAACGCCCAGGCUAUAUCUGGACAGAAUCGGAAAAAAUGUUUUUACAGCAAGUCUCGAAUCAAAUAAGUUUGGCUAUAAGUCAUGCCAUACUGGUCGAAGAGAAAUUAAAACGAGAGGCUCAAAUGGAGGCUGCAAAAGAGGCAAAUAAAGCCAAAAAACUCCGUACACCGUUGGGUGCAAUUAUUGGCGCACUCUCUGCAUUCGAAGGAACACCUCUUCGACCUGAUCAACGAGACAUGGUCGAAGUAAUGACUCGCGCUUCCGAUGUUGUUCUAUCCGUGGUCAACGACAUCCUAGAUGCUGCCAGACUGGAAGCACAAAAGCUUACAUUGAUAAAUCGCACUUUCGAUCUAAUCGAGCUUGUGGAAAAGAACAUUGCAAUGUUUGGCGAACGUGCCGGUUCGAAAGAGAUUGAAUUAAUAUUUUUAUACGAACCAAGAGAAUCUCCUAAAUAUGUGAAAACCGACCCAGAAAGGCUACAACAAGUGAUAAUGAAUUUGCUGUCUAAUGCGAUCAAAUACACUGAAAAAGGCAAAGUUGAAGUACGGCUGUCAAUAAGAGAGCGUUGUGGCAUUGUUGAUGGGGAGAAGAUAAUAGAUACCGGCAUAGGUAUUGAUCCCAAGUUCGCACAGCACAUAUGGGAGAGUUAUGCACGAGGAGAAGCUGCAAUGACUCGUCGUAGGGACGGCGCAGGUCUAGGCCUCUCGAUAAGUAAAAGUCUAGUCGAUUUGAACGGCGGUACCCUCGGUGUUGACAGCGAGCUUAACAAAGGAAGUAGAUUCUGGUUCACCUGGAAUUUUGAGCAUUUAUCUCUGCCAACAAUACCAAAGUUGAAAACACUACCCGGCAACUCGCAUGAUCAACAGACCUGGCAGGGAGCAGAAGAAUCUUUAACGAAGCGUGUUCUUAUUAUUGAUCCGUUUGAAGCGACGAGAACUGCCUUUACGACCAUGAUAAGCGAUAGCGUCCGAUGUGUAUAUGAAUUCGCCGACUACCAAACUGCGAUCAAAGCAGUCGAAGAACAUAUAAAGAGUAAUAGUGAGCCUAUGUGUGAUUUUGCAUUUUUCAGUGUGGGAGAGAAGAAUGCCAAGCUUGUUGAGGAUACAGCCAAGGAGCUGAAACGGCUUUGUGGCGAAGAUCGAUUGUCGAUUAUAUUACUGGUAUUCUGGUCAUCUAGUGGACGCACUAUCGGGAAGAAACUGAUUGAGAAUUUGGGAAAGAACGUCGCGGCCAUUUGUAAACCUAUAAUGCAGAAACGUAUACUAGACUGCAUUUCUCAUUUUGACUUGUACGUGAGUAGGCCAUCGGAUGAGAACGCUGCAGGAACCGAAGAAGAUAAUUCAGCAAUGUAUAGCAGAUUCUACAACCAUAAUCGGCCCACGGCUGCUUAUAAUUUGUCAAACUUGAGAGAUUCAGAUGAACCAACUGUAAUUCGAGGUGUUGCGGGUAAUGAAAGAGAACGCAAACCCGAGCCCACCAAUCGUCCAGCAAAGAGAUCGGCUACCAGUGAAUGGAAGGAUCAAACCGAUGUUGAAGAACGAGAGAGCAAAUCGAGGAAUAGGGUCGUGAAUUCAUCCAAAUGCAUACUCUGUGUGGAGGACAAUGCGGUCAAUCUCAAGGUUAUCAAAGCUCAAUUGAGCAAACUGGGAUAUCAACAUUUAUCGGCAGUAAACGGUAAAGAAGCUGUUGAAGUAGUGAGGAAGCAAUAUGAGGCAAACCUGUUUGCUUCUUCACCCAGCAGUUCGGAAUCCAAGAAAAUAUCUUUAAUUUUGAUGGACUGUGCAAUGCCUAUAAUGUCAGGGUUUGAAGCGUCACAGGCGAUAAGAGCGAUGGGACCGGAACUUCAAAGUCUUCCAAUCAUCGCGUUGACUGCAUCCGCGAUAGCAGGGACUAAGGAGCAGUGCUUAGAGGCAGGCAUGAGUGACUAUCUAACUAAACCACUCAAGCUGCAGACAUUGGAAGGGAAAUUACUUGAAUGGUUAAGUGAGCAUUAA